This is a messenger RNA of Debaryomyces hansenii CBS767, 696 nucleotides long. RefSeq lists its product as uncharacterized. The record is from RefSeq and is a predicted model, not a curated record. Bases 1 to 696 code for a protein of 231 amino acids. The transcript has a single exon. NCBI's taxonomy places the organism in Eukaryota, Fungi, Ascomycota, Pichiomycetes, Serinales, Debaryomycetaceae.
AUGAUUAGAAACAAUACCGACAAACUAUCGGUACCUCAUCACUCGUAUAGUACAUCUACAUCCUCGAUGUCGAGUAUUGGACCUACUGGAUAUAAUAUCGGACAUAGGGCAAAUAAAUCGGGAUCUAGUACUACACGAUUAUCUCGAACAAAUACCAAUAAUACAGACACAUAUAGUAAUGAUGUACAAAGCAUAAAGACCACAGACAGAUUACCCACAGCCAAACCUAGCGUGACGUAUCUGGAUAAACUUUGGACGCAAAUUGAUGUUCUUGACGAUGUCAAGAAUAUGUCCCACCAGGUUAGACUAAAAGGGUCAUUUUUUAACGACACAUUUAAUGAAGAACUCGAGAAGUUGAAAUUACUGCAGAAUAAGUUAUUUGAGGUGAUGUCCAACCAGCAUUUCAAAGGCUACUCAGAUAAAGAUUACCAAAAACAAUUGUAUAAACUUAAUGUGGCCACUCCUAAUGCCAGUACUCCGCAACUCCUUAACCAAAUUUCCGAAGAAACUAGAAACCCCGUAAAUGAAAGACUCACUGAAUUUUUUGCCAAUGACGCCGAAGACCUGAAGCACCUUCUAUAUAAGAAACAGAAUUUUGACGAAAUCAGCCUUUAUGUGGAAGAGUUAAAGGUCAACUUGGAUAAUGUUGGUCAAUCCAUGAAGAAAUUUGACGAAAAUACCAGAGAUUUAUGGUAA